GAUAUGGCUACAGAAGCUAAGUACAACAUUGUACGGGAAGUGGGCCGAGGGAGCUAUGGGGUAGUUUACGAGGCAGUUGUCAGUCAAACCAGAAACAAAGUGGCCGUGAAAAGGAUGCAUUGUAACGUACCUGAAAAUGUGGAACUGGCUUUGCAAGAGUUUUGGGCCCUGCAAAGUGUUAAGAGCCAACAUGAGAAUGUGAUCCAGUUAGAAGAGUGCGUCUUGCAGAGUGGCCAAGUCUUUCAGCCAAUCAGCCGCCAGUACAGGAAAUCGGACAGUCAUCUGCUGCUGAUUGAGACCUGUCUGAAAGGGCGGAGAUGCAUGGACCCCAAGUCUGCCUGUUUUGUGUGGUUUGUGAUGGAGUUCUGUGAUGGUGGAAACAUGAAUGAUUUUUUGCUGUCUCGCACUCCAGAUUCUCAGCUGAAUAAUAGCUUCAUGCAGCAGCUGAGCAGUGCUGUUGCUUUCUUGCACAGAAAUCAGAUUGUGCACAGAGACCUGAAGUCAGAUAAUAUUCUUAUUUCCCAUAGCCCUGGAGGUCCUGUAGUAAAGGUAGCAGACUUUGGCCUGAGUAAAAUAUGCCAGGGGAAAGUGAAUGUGAACCAGCAUUGCUUCUCGUCAGCCUGUGGGUCAAACUUUUACAUGGCACCAGAAGUGUGGGAAGGUCGUUAUACUGCCAAAGCUGAUAUCUUUGCCCUCGGGAUCAUUUUCUGGGCUAUGGUAGAGAGGAUUACCUUCAGGGAUGGAGACUCUGAGAAGGAAUUACUUGGAACCUACAUCUGUCAAGGCAAGCAGCUUAUUCCUGUUGGGGAGGCACUGCUGGAGAAUCCCAACAUGGAACUGCAAAUUCCUCUGAAGAACAAGAAGUCCAUGCCUAAUGAUCUCUGCAGACUCCUGCAUGACAUGUUAACUUUUAACCCAAAGGAAAGACUGGAUGCCUUCCAACUAGAAAUUCGAAUCAGGAGAAUCUCAUAUGGGAAAAAGCGCCAACGUUCAUAGCAGCAAGGGGUGAUCAGGUCCUGUAUUCCACUGUUACCAUCACACAGGCAUCCUGACCAAUACCUCUGAAUUCUCCUUGGAUUAAUGGUUUGAUCCUGAGGGAGACUGAUCAGAAUAAAUCUUGACUGCUUCCCAUUUCCCCCAAUGGUUGUAUGUAAAGGAACAAUUAUUUAUUUGUAUAGUAAUUUUAAUAUGCAAGUCCUAUAUAGAUUGCCCAAUUUUUUUAAUGGAGUAUUGCAGACUGACCCUUCACUUGUAUAAUAGUGAAGAAGGAUGUUGGUGACUGGGGCUGCCAACCUUAUCAACUCGGUGGCCAUGCUCCGAAGUGUCAAUUCCACUGUCCUUGGUACAGCAGAUGAGGAUUGUCUUGUGCAGUGUUUAAUUAGAGCUUUCCAUGUAAUUACUUCAUUCCAUGGUACUUGGCCAUGUAACUAAAUGGUGGCUGUUUUUGAAAGAGUGGCAUGGUGUAAUCUAAUCUAAUGUUUAUCCAAAAACUUUCUAGCAGAAACAAUGUAUUUUCAUCACAGUAGUUUGUGAAUAUUCUUGCUUAGAUUAACAGAAAUGCAUUCUUAAAAUAAAUACAAAGACUGUUUAAUAUGCCAAAUUGUUAUUGGAAUGUAUGCAUCGCUAUUACCUUAAGUAGUUUAGAGACUGAAGCUGUCUGCUGUGUCAGCUGUUUGUCCCAGCUACUCUGACAUGGGAAACAAAAAGGACUGAACUGGAGUACUGGCAGGUAAAUAGGGACUCAACCUAUUUCCAACCUGUCUGAAAAUAAUUAACACCUCUGGGAUUGAUAUUUAACUCUUUCUAAAAGCCCUUAGUUCCAGGAAGGUGACUAAGUAGCCCUGGUUUUCCCUCCAAUUCUUUUCUUGCCCUAAGCUCUAUUUUAACUUGUGGUUCGAAGGUGGGCUACAGUAUCUUUGGACACAAUUGAUAUUAUGGGACAGGAAUGUAUUGUCAGAGAAAGAUAGAAGAGAGCUCCUCUUUUGUCUCAAUGUACGCGUGUGCCAUACAGGAGACCUUGCCAACACAGGCAUGUUGGGAGGGGGUCUUGGGGGAGGAAGCAGACUUAACUGAUGUGAAGUCACAACAGCACCAUUUAUGGAGGGAGAACAGUGCUUGGAAUUAAUGGCAAAAAUUGUUUGAAAUAUGUUGUUACAGAUUUUUAAAAAUUAAUCAGAUCUCUGGGCCUUGUCCUUCUGCUGUGGAUGCAUUAGCGAUUGCCUACAAACCAGUCUCCAUUCUCUUCCCUUCCAUUCUGGCACAGAGCUGUGACUGCAAUAUAAAAGCUUCUGCAUUCCCUCAUCUUAAAAGUUUGUACAGUAGAACCUUCCCUAGAAUAUAUUCCACACUACUUACUUAUUUGAUCUGGAAGCCCUAGUGGGCUUCACAGGAAGAAGUGGAGAACUCUCCCUAUGGCUUGGUGAUGCCUACCUCUGUAAAAUGCGGCACUUCAUAGAUACCUUGCAGACUCAAGUCAUCUGAGCUCUAGCUGUAACCAUUAAAUAACAAAUGAAUAUCCAGUAUUAAUGGUUACUGAUCAGAGCUGCUGCAGGAACAUACUCACCCCAAACUCUCCUUUAUAAAACUUUUGGCAAAAACAAAAUCAAACUUAAUGCUGGUGGAAGUUGCUGGCCUGGCAGUUAUAGUGAGGUAGCAGUGCAAACGUUUGCUCUACAUUCUGCCCUGGACUAGUAGAUUAGCUGUAGCAAUGAAAGGAGUUGGUUCUUCCCAGCCGGUUCAGCAUUGCUCAGAGGGAUAAGUUUGGAUAGGCUCAAGCAGGUGAGAAUGGGAGUCUGAAACUCAUUUGUCAUCUGGAAAUUUUAGAUGUAUUUUGGAGAAGGUUCUUGUCUCAUUAAAGCAAUGAGACUAUUAGUAAGUAUGCUUUGGCUUUGGUCUGCUCUUCUUCCCAUACAAUACUGCUCAAUUUUACAUCUUGCUGGUGUUGCUGUGGCUUCAUUUGUUUCUCAAGUUAGGUGGCUCAUAUCUCAUGAUCUUUCUUAGAAACUACAGCACCAGCUUUAGGCUGCAAAAUUGUUCAGCCUGCUUUACUGAAGAAAUUAUUCUUUUAAAAUGUAUUUCUUCUUUCUUCACUCCCACAGCUAUUGAAACUGUGUUGUCUGGUUCUCCAAUGCCAUCUGUUCUUAGAACAGGCAAAGUCUGCUAGUCUUGUGGAACCAUCAUAGUUGAGGAAGAGUCAAACUUUGGAAUGUAGACCACAAUUAAGAUUACACCAGGCAAUAAAACCACUCUGAGGCACUUUAAAUGUUUGUGUGGCACAGGGUUGGCUACUCGCUGCUACUCUUGCUUGUUUUAUCAUACUUUGUUGAUGUUCUCCACAGCCUCUGUUAGAAAUACUUAUUUGUGUGUGUGCGCUUUUGUUACCUCAGACUGUGUAUGUUAAAUUUAA
This is a messenger RNA of Terrapene triunguis (Three-toed box turtle), 3406 nucleotides long. RefSeq names its product serine/threonine-protein kinase PDIK1L-like. Gene Ontology annotation, molecular function: protein serine/threonine kinase activity; ATP binding. Gene Ontology annotation, cellular component: cytoplasm; autophagosome. NCBI's taxonomy places the organism in Eukaryota, Metazoa, Chordata, Testudines, Emydidae. The transcript has 4 exons. The record is from RefSeq and is a predicted model, not a curated record. Gene Ontology annotation, biological process: protein autophosphorylation; axon extension; peptidyl-serine phosphorylation. Bases 4 to 996 code for a protein of 330 amino acids.